AUGGAACGGACAGCAUUUAAUUUAGAUACAUUGCUAAAGAAACAUGAGAAUCAAAUAAAUAAAAUAAAAAUUUUAUUGAAUGCAAAAAACAUAAAAGAUAAAAUCGAAGAUUCUAUAUUAAUAAGAUAUGUUCUUUCAUAUGGUGAUAAAUUAGAAGAAGCAGCCCAUUCAAUUGAAAAGGCUAUUUCCUGGAGAAACACGAAUAUAUAUCCUUUAUUAAAAAAUAAAAAAAUAAGUUUUAAAGAUGACAAUAUUAUUUUUCCAAUUAGAAUUAAACCAUAUUAUUCUUUCAUCAGAAAAGCAUUAGCAGCAUGUGAACAUAAAAAAACCAUAGAUAAACAACCCAUAGUAAUAGGCAGAUUAAAAUUAUGUAAUUUCACAUUAUUAUUAGAUAACGUACCUGAAAGUAUUCUAAUAGAUUAUAUUGUGUAUUCAAAUGAACAUGAGUUUUCAGCAUGUAAUGAACAGACCAAAAAAAAAAAUCUUCUCUGUCGAACAUUUCGUUUUAUUGAUUUAAAAGGAUUUAUGCUUAAGAAAUUUGAUAGAAGAUUUUUAAGGGUGUUUGCGAAUACGUCAAAAUUAUCUGAGUUCUUGCAUCCUCAGCUAGUUGGGAAGACGUAUUUAAUAAACGCUCCUUCAUAUAUAAGAAUUACUAUCGAGACGCUGAAAACAUUCGGCAUAAGCAGAAGAACAUUAAAUAAAUUAGAAAUCCCUAAAGUUAUUUCGAACAAGAAGCCAGCUGACUGUGAAUGGUUUAAUGAGCUAGUCGAUAAAAAUGAUAUACCCUCUUAUUUAGGCGGUAACUGUAAGUGCAAAAACGGAUGUAUUCCAGGGUUUGAUAACGACUUAGAAGACCCGUUAGACAUAAAUCCAGAAGAAAUAAAAAAUGAAAUUAAUAACAACUUAUUAAAAUUAAAUAUGGACAGUUCGUGA
This is a messenger RNA of Plasmodium malariae, 933 nucleotides long. RefSeq names its product sec14-like cytosolic factor or phosphatidylinositol/phosphatidylcholine transfer protein, putative. Bases 1 to 933 code for a protein of 310 amino acids. The transcript has 3 exons. Gene Ontology annotation, cellular component: cytoplasm. The record is from RefSeq and is a predicted model, not a curated record. NCBI's taxonomy places the organism in Eukaryota, Apicomplexa, Aconoidasida, Haemosporida, Plasmodiidae.